Molecule: messenger RNA, 485 nt
Organism: Suillus bovinus
Lineage: Eukaryota; Fungi; Basidiomycota; Agaricomycetes; Boletales; Suillaceae
Exons: 3
Coding region: 58-336 (92 amino acids)
Source: RefSeq, a predicted model, not a curated record
CAUGUGAAGAUCAUCGCUUCGCGUCCGUUCCAAGUUCUAACACAGCGGCCAGUCACCAUGCAUCCAACACAGCUCUCCUUUCAACUAGGGUGCACCUCUACGGAUCUUGGCCUAUCCAUCUCUCUCGCUCUCUCAUCCUGUAUCCUGAGUUUCACUGUCGCCCAGAACCCAGUUGAUACAUAUGCUCCGAUAGGCAAUGUCCUGAACACAUCAGAAACGGAGUAUAUCGCGUCCAGGGAGUCCUAUGUAAUCGCAAAGGCGUGGUCUAACUGGUGCAUUCGGGAUAGGGAGAGAAUGACUGCACCGACUCCCGAGCGUAUAACCAGUAAAAAAUGACCGACUAUAAUCACAGCAUCCAAAUUUACUAGUAGACUAUGACUUACUGGUACUGCUAUGUCUUCCGCGACAUGCUUGGAAAGCCACAAGCGUUUCUUUCUGAAUAAAUUUGCGAACAAGGAGAGUUAUCAGUAGAUUACAUAAUCAGU